AUGUUUCACAACAGCAGAUAUCGUUUGACGGUUCACCCAACUCGGGUUGUCUGCUCCCUGUGCUCCCUGCCAGGGAAUCGCCGCAUACCCCUUCGGCCCUACUGUGUUUACCCGGGGGAACUGUGCCCUGAUUCCCAUUUGGAGUUUCCCAUGAAUCCUGUGCUGACUUUGCAUUCACCCUCGUACAGCCUCGCGGCGGACUCCUUCAAUGAAAUGCGUGUGUCUUCUCGUCACUUCCAGCAGUCGACCACCGACACAGAACAACUGCAAAUUGCAAGGGAAAUCAACAGGGAAGCCAAUAAUUCCAACAGUGUUGCCAAGCAAAUAACUAAGUGUGUGUUUAUCUCCAUGAUAAAACAGAUCAAAAUCUGGUUCCAGAAUCGCAGAAUCAAAUGGAGGAAGGAGAACAAGCGGCAUUUCCCGGAUUUCCUCGCCGGCUCUUUCACAGUGGCAUGCGAAACUCGAUCAGAUGAAAAAGGAUCCUGGAUUGACAAAGUUUAGGGAUAAGGGGACCCAUUCAUCUCGGAGUCUCAGAAGCAAAGACUACAGUAUAAAUGUUAAAACAAACAGUGACUUAUGAUGAAGCAGUGAUGAAAAAAGGAGCUAUAGACACUUUUAAAACUAGUUAACUUCCAGCAAAGGAAUGAUAUAGGAACAGAGCCAGGGUCUACCUUAGCUGCUUAACUUAGAUGAUUAGAACAUUUUAAACGUACCAUCGUUGGUUAAAUCAGGUGCACUUGCUGUUAGUUAAGACUGGCAUUAAUUUUAUCAACGCGAACAUUACAUAUUUUCAUAUCUUCA
Pocillopora damicornis (cauliflower coral) is the source of this 801-nucleotide messenger RNA. RefSeq lists its product as uncharacterized. Gene Ontology annotation, biological process: regulation of transcription by RNA polymerase II. Gene Ontology annotation, cellular component: nucleus. The record is from RefSeq and is a predicted model, not a curated record. Gene Ontology annotation, molecular function: RNA polymerase II cis-regulatory region sequence-specific DNA binding; DNA-binding transcription factor activity, RNA polymerase II-specific. NCBI's taxonomy places the organism in Eukaryota, Metazoa, Cnidaria, Anthozoa, Scleractinia, Pocilloporidae.